UGGAAAUAGAAUCGUUUGAAUAUUUUACAUCAGUACAGGAAUUUUGUCGCGGGAAUGCCAAUAGAGGGUUUGGGGGAAAUCUGUUGGUUAGACACACUCCACAGAGUAUGGGAUAUCAAUAUAUGUUCUAUUCAAUUUUUUUUCAAUGUCCAAAGUUAUUAAAAACGCUAUAAUGGAUGCCAUGAAAGCGGUUGAGGUUCGACAACUAAUCAGAAGGGGUAAAAACAAGCAAGUGCCAACAAUGGGAUGGUGUCGAGGUGAGAAGCAAGCAAACAUUGCAAUUCUACAAAAAGAUGCCGCAGAUGACUUCGCAAAGUUUGCUGCUUACAACGAGGGUUGCUUGCCGAUACUUCAUCAGAGUAAACCUGGAGAAAAAGAAACAAUCUUGGCGAAAAAUUCUGAUAUAACAACUGAUCUUCCAGGUUAUAAGAUUUACAAGAAUGGAGAAAUGGAAAAAAUUAUUGAUUCUGCAGAAGAAUAUGAUUGGAAAGAAAUGGUUACUUUUUACAUCGGUUGCAGUUUUUCAUUUGAUGAUAUUUUAAUGGAGUACAAAAUUCCUGUCAGAAAUAUUGAACAAAACACCAAUGUAUCAAUGUAUAAAACAAAUAUUAAAUGUCACUCAGUUGGUCCUUUCCAAUGCAACAUGAUUGUAUCGAUGAGACCAAUCCCAGAACAUCAGUUAUCUUUGGUUGUUGACAUCACAUCACAGAUGCCAGACGUGCAUGGUGCACCAGUGCAUAUUGGAGAUCCUGACGUAAUUAUUUCAAAUACAAAAUUUGAAGACCCACACUUUGGUUCUUUUGUCGCUUUGCAAGAUGGAGAUGUCCCUGUGUUCUGGGCAUGUGGAGUCACAAAUAGUGAAGCAAUCAGAGCUGCAAAAAGGCCAUUUGCUAUCACUCAUUGCCCCGGAAUGAUGUUUCUAACUGAUGUACCUCAAGAACGAUAUGACGAAUCAAAACCAGACAAUGAGAAAUGUAAAGUUAUCAAGUAUUCAAAUAAAGAUCAAAGGUUCAGCAUUGUCUCAGUUCAAGCUGAAAAAUGUUUGGCUGAAUUGGAGGAAGCAACAGUUGAUGAUCCAGGGAAACGCGGAAGUAAAAAUCUCCUUGUACCUGGUGAUUUCAUGAAAUCAUCUCUUGCAUUAUCUCAUGCAUCAUCGAUUGCCAUAACAACCGGUUUUCCAUGUCAUGAUCAUGAACCACCUGAUGAAACUGAUGGCUUACCUGGUGUGUACAGUUUAGCAGGAAUGCUCCAAGCACUUGGGAAAGAAAUCACUUUGAUUGUCGAUAAAGCCGGGCUUAAAAUGAACAUUGAAAUUAUGAAGAAACAAGUUGAUGCAGGAAUCUUGCAAAAAGAAAUAAAAGUCAUUUCGUAUAUUGGCAGCGACGGCACUGAACAUGCACUCACCAAUGACGAUGGAAGACCAAUAUAUGAUGUUAUUCUAGCUACUGAAAGAUGUGGGUCGACAGAAAAUGGCAAGUACUACACAAUGAAAGGCAAAGAUAUUUCAGCCCAAGUUGGGAUCCAAUUGGAUCAACAUGGUUUAAGAGGUGUUGGUGAUGGAGGAAAUGAGCUAGGAAUGGGUAAAGUUAUCGACAAAGUAAAGAAAUUCAUUCCAAAUGGUGAAACUAUCGCUUGUGAUGUGCAGCUGAUCUUGUAUAGCGCUGAGCUCAAAGACCAGUAA
Molecule: messenger RNA, 1681 nt
Organism: Styela clava
Lineage: Eukaryota; Metazoa; Chordata; Ascidiacea; Stolidobranchia; Styelidae
Source: RefSeq, a predicted model, not a curated record